AUGCGUAGCACGUUGAUCUUCGCGGGCAGCUCUUGCCCAGCGCUCACAGGUCAGAUUUGCGAGAACCUGGGCAUGCAGCCCGCCGAGGCGGAGCUCACCCAAUUUUCCAAUGGCGAGACCAGGGUACGCAUCCUCACCAGCGUGCGAGAGAAGGACGUCUUUAUCGUUCAGUCUGGCAGUCCCAAGGUCAACGAUACGAUCAUGGAGCUGCUCAUCAUGAUCUCUGCAUGCAAGGGCGGCUCGGCAAACAAGGUCACAGCUGUUCUUCCCUACUUCCCUUACAGUCGCCAGUCCAAGAAGAAGUCCCACCGCGGUGCCAUCACAGCGCGCAUGCUCGCCAAUCUGUUGACCAUGGCUGGUAUCAAGCAUGUCAUCACCGUCGAUCUGCACGCAACUCAGAUGCAGGGCUUCUUCAAGUGCCCCGUCGACAAUCUGCAUGCCGAGCCCCUCAUUGCUCGCUGGAUCCGUCACAACGUCGCCAAUUGGAAGGAGGCUGUUGUCGUGUCGAAGAACGCCGGUGGAACGAAGCGAGUGACAUCGCUCGCUGACGCCUUGAAGCUCAAUUUCGGCAUGGUCACGACCGAGAAGAAGAAGCACCGGGGCGCCAACAUGUCGGCUAGUGUCAUCAUGGGUCACCUCCACAGCUUCAACCGCGAGCCUGUGCUCGAGUCUUCUGCGACAAGUAAACCUGCCGAGGCCAAGACUGAGGCUCUUGAGGAGCCAGCUGCGUCCGAACCUCAAAACGUCAGACGAAACCGAGUCCGCGCAAACACACAGGGCUCCCCGCAGCGCUCGAACGGCCCGCCGCUCCGCACCGCGGACGUCAACCGCGUGGUUCGUCCCACCACGCCGACGAAGAACUCGUCUGGUCAGCAGCAGGACGAAGACGAGAGCGAUGCGCAGUACGAUGACGGCCCAGCAUAUGAAGUGACGCAGGGUCGCCUCGUCCAGGGUCAUAUUGUUGAUGACGACUAUCCGUCGCCCGCAACGUCGACCGCUGGUGGCAGCUCCCGCGAGGAGCCCGAUCCCAUGACAUGUCGCAUGCCUCGUCCUUCUUCGCCCAUCCUCCAACCACGGCGAGCCCGCGCCUCAUGCGCUGGGCGGUUCCGGCGACGCCGAGGCCGAAUCGGACGAGGAGGAAGCACUCUCAAGGACCCAAGUCGAGCAAUGAUCCACUGGUCGGGACGUGGAACCGCACCGCCUUCAUCGUUGAUGACAUGA
This is a messenger RNA of Verticillium alfalfae VaMs.102, 1221 nucleotides long. RefSeq names its product ribose-phosphate pyrophosphokinase. Gene Ontology annotation, cellular component: cytoplasm; ribose phosphate diphosphokinase complex. Gene Ontology annotation, biological process: 5-phosphoribose 1-diphosphate biosynthetic process; purine nucleotide biosynthetic process; ribonucleoside monophosphate biosynthetic process. The record is from RefSeq and is a predicted model, not a curated record. Gene Ontology annotation, molecular function: ribose phosphate diphosphokinase activity; magnesium ion binding. Lineage: Eukaryota; Fungi; Ascomycota; Sordariomycetes; Glomerellales; Plectosphaerellaceae. The transcript is spliced from 3 exons. The coding region runs from base 1 to 1221 and encodes 406 amino acids.